AAUAUCCAAUUAACAUAAUAAAAUAUUAUAUAUAUUGCAAUAUAUAUUUAUGAACACAAACCUGUAUAGAUUUACGAUCGAGUAAGAAAUGAAGUAGCCAAUUUCCGUGCCGAUUCCAGGUGAUAUAAAUGUCAAAGGCUCGGGACUGUCAGAAAAUGACAAGAAUUAUUACGUAUAUACAAAAGUUAAAUAUUUAAAUAUUUUUAAAAAAGCUUAAAACACUUAAUUAUUUAAACAAUUAAUUAAAACAGUUUUAAUCGCAAUUUCAAUAUUCUUAUUUUUUCGUCUUAUUUUAUUACUCUUUAUUUUUUUCCUACCUGUUGCGAAACACCUUAUGUAUAUGAAUUUAUAAAAAAAAAUAAAAUUUUUUAAAAUUUCUUUCAGUGUUACCUUGUGCCAGUGAGCCACUCGUUGGGUAGAUCGACAAUAUGUAUGUUCCAGUAGGCACUCUUGUGUCUUCGCUGCUUGGCAUCACAAGAUUUCAUCAUUAUAAUCCCGAUGUCAAAGCAAACAUAGUGCCAAUUGAUUUCACCGUAAAUGCAUUAAUUACUAGUGGGGGAAAUAGGACGUCUUUAACCAACGUAGAAUGUGGAAAUUGUAUUUGAAGAUUCAUAAAGCUAUCAAAGCUAUCAAACCAUUCUGUACUAACGAAUGGAGCUAUUCCACCGACAAUGUUCAAGCUAUGUGGGACCAUCUCAAUAAGAAGGACCAACAAUUAUUUAACUUCAACAUGAUAGAAUUUGAUUGGACAAAAUAUCUUAUUGAUCACUAUAUGGGUAUUCGGUUGUUUCUACUCGACGAGAACGACAAUACCUUAGAAAUAAGUCGAAUCAAAUACAAGAGAUUUCAUUGGACCCAUAAAAUAAUGAAAGCUGUAUUUAUCUUCAUUGCCUUAUGGAUUUUUCACGUUAUAUUUAAGAAAAUAUUUGCAUAAUUUUUACAUUUGUAUGUAAUAUAAAAUAAAUGUACUCUAUUUAUUCCUUACGACUU
Solenopsis invicta (red fire ant) is the source of this 990-nucleotide messenger RNA. Its product is annotated as fatty acyl-CoA reductase wat-like. NCBI's taxonomy places the organism in Eukaryota, Metazoa, Arthropoda, Insecta, Hymenoptera, Formicidae. The record is from RefSeq and is a predicted model, not a curated record. The transcript is spliced from 3 exons. The coding region runs from base 587 to 934 and encodes 115 amino acids.